Messenger RNA from Prorocentrum cordatum, 579 nucleotides. The record is from the annotation of a GenBank genome assembly. Lineage: Eukaryota; Dinophyceae; Prorocentrales; Prorocentraceae.
AUGCGCAUGCCGCAUGCGUCGGGCUCUGGGGCCGAAGGCUGGCGACGCCCGAGCUUGCAGCUCGAGCAUGUCGACGAACGGACAGAGUUUACUGCACGAGGGAGAUCCGUGAAUAGCCGCGUCGGCUCAAUUUUGCUCCACCCUAGCAAAUCGAACGUACCAACUUCUCUCCCGAUCUGUUACUCAACGCAGCUAGGACCGGCGCCCGGAUCCGGCAUUGUGAAGCUCACUCGACGCAGAGACCAUCCGCUGGCAUUCAGCUGCCACCCUAGAUUCCGUUCACUCAUUUCGGACAUGGCCGCCUCCGCGGCGCACCCCAUUUGCGAGGAGACUGGUGCGGUCUUCGACACGCUUUUGGCGAUGGCGCUGUUCGUCCUCGGCUACGUCCUCUUCUCGCCGAGCCUGCGCCUGGCGUUGGCCUGCGCCUUCGGGAACACCCUGGAGCUUUUGUUGCCGCUGCUCCCGGGCAGCGUCCGCGCGAGGGUGCCGAAGGUGCUGCGUGCAGCAACUCCUCGCGCAACCAGGACCGGCGCGCUGGUGGUCCCCAUGGUCCCCCCCUGCAGCAUCGUCCAUGCGUGA